Messenger RNA from Bradysia coprophila, 1541 nucleotides. RefSeq lists its product as uncharacterized. The record is from RefSeq and is a predicted model, not a curated record. Lineage: Eukaryota; Metazoa; Arthropoda; Insecta; Diptera; Sciaridae.
CGAGAAUCCACACUAUAUAGUGCCAAUAAACGAAACCGAUGAAACGUUUCAAUUAACAACCAUGCACAAUAGUUUUCAGUGUGUUUGAGGCACACAUGACCACAUAAAUAAUAUGAUUAGGCAACGCAACGUCUAUGGUUAUGGUAGAGGAAUUAUUUCAAUGGAGCUGGAGUGUUGGAAUUGUGAACAUAUUUUGUACAUUUUAUGAAAGCAUUGAUAGCGUUACGUCGCCGUCAUUCAACGUUUUCCGAUUCGAUCCGUUUGGGACAUUUCAUUUGAUUAAUUUGACGGGAAGUGACUUUCUUCAGAAUUAUUUUCCUAGCAAAAUGCCAAACUAUCGGAGACAUCCUAUUGGUAUCGCUUUGAUGAGUUAUUUGGGAUUAGAUGCGUUCGAUCUUCAAUUUUGGAUAGAAAUCAAGAAAGCCUUAAACGCGUCGUAUACGACAAUUGGAUUAUCUCGAAAAGAUGUUCAAUCCAAAAGAUUAUAUGAGACCGGGGAAGAGAGUCCCUUUGAUUUUUUCAUGCACGAGUCACACCAUAUCCGCAUAGAAGGAACAAAAGUACGAUGUUAUCCACAUAAAAUGGGCACUAUAGUAUUGUUGGUUCCACAUGCUAAGCAACGGUCGGGAAUUAUGGGAUACAUACAAAAUGCAACGUGGAAAGUCAUUUUCAUUUUGACUUCUAUUGCAAUUAUAGCAGCAUCGCUCCUCCUAACCAUCAAUGCGUUUUUGAAAACGAAGAAAGUUUUUCUUUUACAAAAAGUUGUUGACGUCGUGAACCUGCUAAUGAACGACAACGACACCAUCAAUUACGCCCAGCUUAGUUGCGCAGAACUUCUUGUGAUUGUACCAUUGACCUUCGUCGGAUUGAUUGUAAUGAACGGUGUUUUGUCGGUAUUUCAGAGCUAUCUUACUUUGCCAUUGUACGAGCGUCAAAUAAACUCACUCGAAGACCUAUACGAGUCAUCAGUACCCAUUAUCGAAGAUACCAGUCUUUUCUGGUCAAGUCAAACAAAGGAAAUGCUUGAACUGGUCUCCCAACAUGGUGGAUGGCAGGACAAAAUGAUUCGGAAAAGUUUUCAGGACGAGGCCGAUUAUUUCAACGAUUCCGUUGCAUUUUUUGUAUACGGCAAUCAGGCUCAAAUAUAUUUAGAAGCCCAGAAGCAAUUGGGUUUGAAAGCCUACCAUUUGGUAACUGGUUUGACUUUUGACACAUUCUAUUCAAUAUAUCAAAUAUCCAGCCGAUUUCCUUUUAUCGACCGAGUAAAUGACGUAGUUCAUCGUCUGCAAAGUGCUGGAUUGAUCGAGAAAUGGUACAAGGCCGAGGACGAUGAAUCCAUUGAUGAACUGAGGGAAUUGAAUCGUUUCUUCAAAACUGCUGAUAAAGAAACAGACAACAAUGAACUGAUUCUUCUAUGGAUCGGUUGGAUUGGCAGUGGAAUUGUGUUUGUUUGUGAAAUAAUUUGGAACAAGGUACAGACGCGAGUUGAAAAUCUGAAGAAAAAACUUAUUGUUCAGGUGCAGAGAAUAUUGAGGAAAUGA